GAAGAAGACGAGCUACCAGAAGACCGAUUCCACCGCAAGGACAUGCUGUCGAUGCACAUUUUAGACCAGCGCAAGGCCGAUCGGGCCGAGAAGGCGAAAAAGUCCGAGGACGAGCGCAAAGCGCGCAAGGCUGAGAACGACGCCAAGGUUGCAGCAGCCAAGGCGGCCGGCAAGACGUGGCGGGAAAUGUACCCCAACGAGCCCGAGACGACGUUCGUCGACCUCGGCGAGAUGCUGCAGAAAGAGGCAGCGACGGUCGUCCUCGAGCCCCAAGCGAUGCCGGAGUCGGAGAUCGCCAAGGCCGUCAAGACCGAGUGGACUGGCGCGACCAAGAUGGAGUUUGCAAGCAGUUUGGCGUUCGAGUUGCUGGAUUGA
Molecule: messenger RNA, 375 nt
Organism: Saprolegnia parasitica CBS 223.65
Lineage: Eukaryota; Oomycota; Saprolegniomycetes; Saprolegniales; Saprolegniaceae
Exons: 1
Coding region: 43-375 (110 amino acids)
Source: RefSeq, a predicted model, not a curated record